GUGUGGGCACAGGCAGAUGGGACAGAGAGGAGAGAUCUGAGGGGAGCGUGACAGAUUGUGACUCUUAUCCUAAUAAACCUGAAAGACCAGAGAAGGGAGAGGAGGUGCAAAACGGAGAGGGUUUAGGAGUGAACAGACCACACAGAAGGCACACGCAGGUGCAGGAGUGUGAAAAAAUGACGUGGAAAGUGUAACAGGGGAUACCUUAGGGGCUUAGUGCAAGCUUAACGGGAAGGGUCACCGAGCGCUCCAGAGAGCGAGAUCAGCGCAUGUGUCAGAGAGGGGAGGGGCGCGCGAGCUCGGCAGACCGGUGUUUUGGGACGAGUCGGCGGCCAUGGGCUCGGCGUCGCUGGAGCUGAUGGGCUUCUUCCUGGGCCUCCUGGGCAUGGUGGGGACGCUGGUGGCCACCGUGCUGCCCUACUGGCGGACCUCCGCCUUCAUCGGCUCCAACAUCGUGACGGCGGUGGUCAACAUGAAGGGCCUGUGGAUGGAGUGCGUGCACCAGAGCACCGGCACCUUCCAGUGUGAGACGUACAACUCCAUGCUGGCGCUGCCCUCCGACCUGCAGGCCUCCCGCGCCAUGAUGGUCAUCUCCACCGUGCUGUCCGUGCUCGGCUGCGCCACCUCCAGCCUGGGUAUGCAGUGUACCGUCUGCCUGGACGGCACGGCGGAGAAGCCCAAGGUGGCCGGCGCCGGGGGCUGCUUCUUCCUGCUGGCCGGCCUCUUCUGCCUGAUCCCGGUGUCCUGGACCACGCACGAGGUGGUGCAGACCUUCUACCACCCAAACCUGCCCACCAGCUACAAGUUCGAGCUGGGCGAAUGCCUCUUCGUGGGCCUGGCCUCGGCGCUGAUGUCCAUGCUGGGCGGGGGGUUACUGUGUGUGUCCUGCUGCGAGGGACAGGAUGGGCGGAGAGGGACCCGGAGGCCCGGGGGUGGGUACCCCUACCCGGACCGCGCCGCCUCCUUCCCCAGGGCCACCCCCCACACCAUGACAUACCGCAACCCCACUCUGCAGACGGGGGUCAACACUGUUACCAAGACCCAGACCCAAAACGCCAGCCAUGCCAGCACCAGCAGCCAGUCCAGCUUUCCCAUCCAGGAGCUGAAGAAAUCGCCCCGCCACAACGCCGCGUCUGGCUACGAUGUCACGGGCUACGUCUGACGCUGCCUUCAGCUCUACCUCUCUGUGCUUCUGUCUUUGUCUUGUUAGCGCUGAGAGAGCUUUCGGUGUCAGUAGGAGACCCUACUGAUACAGCUGAGAUCGUUAUUCCUUUCAACGGCCCAGAGAGAAAUCAUGUCAAAUCUUUUAAGAAGCAACUGAAAAGACCACUACCCUAGGGGUGACCCAUAAAAGACGGGAGGAAUUCCUGGUGAGCAGUGAGCCACAAAGGAAGAAUGGCUCACAGACAUUCUCUGAAGCACGCUCUUACCACAAAGUUGUGCCCCCUGG
Messenger RNA from Megalops cyprinoides (Indo-Pacific tarpon), 1450 nucleotides. RefSeq names its product claudin 2 (gene cldn2). The transcript has a single exon. Gene Ontology annotation, biological process: bicellular tight junction assembly; cell adhesion. Gene Ontology annotation, molecular function: structural molecule activity. NCBI's taxonomy places the organism in Eukaryota, Metazoa, Chordata, Actinopteri, Elopiformes, Megalopidae. Bases 335 to 1162 code for a protein of 275 amino acids. The record is from RefSeq and is a predicted model, not a curated record. Gene Ontology annotation, cellular component: plasma membrane; bicellular tight junction.